Molecule: messenger RNA, 3476 nt
Organism: Cricetulus griseus (Chinese hamster)
Lineage: Eukaryota; Metazoa; Chordata; Mammalia; Rodentia; Cricetidae
Source: RefSeq, a predicted model, not a curated record
UUUGGGCGGGAGUCUGUCUCUCUGGACCCCUAAAAGGGUUCAGAAGAGAGUCGGGAGUAAGAGGCCGGACGCCUAGGUCUCCCGAGCGUCUCUCGGUCCCCACCCGGGGCUUUCCCCACCUCCUCGAGGGGAAGCAGCUGCAGGCCCCACGAGAGCCCACUACCGCCUCCCCAAACCCGAUACCACUUGGGCUCUCUAUUUUCUUCCAGUACAUUGGAAAGGGGAGUUUUACGGUAUUUCCUUUCUCCUUCAACAAGCUCUAGGCACCCUCUUCCAAAACCCAAAACUCAAUUCUACUGACGUCACGCUGCUGGUUGGCGGGCAACCUCUAAGAGCACACAAGGCAGUUCUUAUCGCCUGCAGUGGCUUCUUCUAUUCAAUUUUCCGAGGUCGAGCAGGAGUCGGAGUGGAUGUACUCUCUCUGCCUGGGGGGCCAGAAGCCAGGGGCUUUGCCCCUCUUCUGGAUUUUAUGUAUACUUCAAGGCUUCAACUCUCUCCAGCCACUGCACCAGCUGUUCUUUUGGCUGCCACCUAUCUGCAGAUGGAACAUGUAGUCCAGGCAUGCCACCGCUUCAUCCAAGGCAGCUAUGAACCUCUAGGCAUCUCCCUGAGACCCCUGGAGGCAGAACCCCCAAGACCCCCAACAGUCCCUCCACCAGGCAGUCCCAGGCGCUCAGAAGGACACCCAGAUCCACCUACUGAAUCUCGAAGCUGCAGUCAAGGCUCCCCCAGUCCAGCCAGUCCAGAUCCCAAGGCCUGCAACUGGAAAAAGUACAAAUUUAUUGUGCUAAAUUCUCAGACUUCACAAGCAGGGAGCCUGGUUGGGGAGAGCUCUGGUCAACCUUGCCCCCAAGCCAGGCUCCCUAGUGGAGAUGAAGCCUCCAGCAACAGCAGCAGCAGCGAAGAAGGACCCACACCUGGUCUCCAGAGCAGACUAUCUCUAGCUACUACCAGUGCACAAUUCAAAUGUGGACCUCCAGCAAAUGCCCCCUACCUCUUAACACCCCUGGCUCAAGAGACUUCUGGAUCAACUUCUAAGCGAGCUCACCCAACACCAGGAGGUGAGUUUUUCAGCUGCCAGAACUGUGAGGCUGUGGCUGGGUGCUCAUCGGGGCUGGACCCCUUAACUCCGGGGGACGAGGACAAGCCUUAUAAAUGCCAGCUGUGCCGAUCUGCCUUCCGCUAUAAGGGCAACCUGGCUAGUCACCGCACAGUGCACACAGGGGAAAAGCCCUACCGCUGCUCCAUCUGCGGAGCACGUUUUAACCGACCAGCUAAUCUAAAAACGCACAGCCGCAUCCAUUCUGGAGAGAAACCGUACAAGUGUGAGACGUGUGGCUCGCGUUUUGUUCAGGUGGCACACCUACGCGCACACGUGCUGAUCCACACCGGAGAGAAGCCCUAUCCGUGUCCCACCUGCGGGACUCGCUUCCGCCACCUACAGACCCUCAAAAGCCACGUUCGCAUCCAUACAGGAGAGAAGCCAUACCACUGCGACCCCUGCGGCCUGCAUUUUCGGCACAAGAGUCAACUACGGCUGCACCUGCGUCAGAAACACGGGGCUGCUACCAACACUAAAGUGCGCUACCACAUCCUGGGGAGCCCAUAGCGGAGUCCCCCACCCGAACCACACUUGCUCCUUGGGGGCAGCAAAAGCUGCAGGCCCAGGCUUGGCUUCCCUGAAGGUCUUGAUACAGGAGUGUGAUAGGCCACUCUGGUAUCAGAACCUUCUGUCACCUUAAUUUCCUACUGGGGAGAGCAGGGGUGGCAGAUCCUGGCUAGAUCUGCCUCUGUUUUGCUGGUCAAAACCUCUUCCUUAUAAUCCAGAUUGGGUAACUAGUGGCUGGGGAAAAGGAGAGACACAAGGCACUUAACUUCUUCAAGGAACUGCCCCUACCCCCCCCCCAUUUCAAAUGGUUUAUCUGUAAAUAUAAUUUAUUAAGGCCUAUGGGUGGCACCAGGGUCUUCGUUCUGUUUGCAUUGCCGACUUUCCUCUUCCACAAGUGUGAUCAAAAGUGACCCGAAACGUAGGUGAGGGCACUGCUCUGCUGGCAGAGCUUCUUAGCACUUGGCUGUCUCCCUUGGCUUGAGCAUUGCACAUUGUUUUUGUUGUAACUUUUCUCUCUGGAAUCGUCCUUUUUCUGUUUGUUUGCUUGUUGGUUUGUCCCUUCAAUUCUAGGACUGCGACCUUUAGUUUUCCUAGGGCAAACCCUGAGAACCUGUAAGGUUAGGUAAGGAAUCCUCUCUGGUAUUCUGGAUGGUGCAAGUCCUGCAGCAGGCUAGACAUGGAAAGAAACUUUGCAGCUCUCUGUGGCUGAUGGGGACUUUUUGAUGAACACAAAAUGUAAAUAAUAAAUUCCUCCUGCAGGCUGGUGAAAUGGGGACUGGAUUCCUCAUCAUUCUAAAUGGAGGUGGGUUAGUCUUUCCUGCAAAAGGCAUAGCAUCUAAACUGUCCCAUUGAUCUACCCACCUGUGUUUGAAUGUACUGUGUUCAUCUCUCAGACAGAACCUGUGAAGCCUCUAAGCUGAGCCCGUGAUCCUCCCACUGGGGCUGAGUUAGUAUGUCCAUGGAGAGCUGAAGAUUUGUACCAGAGAUUAUAGGCCCUGUUCUUAUCUGUCCAGUUUCUAAGAAUGUUUUGACCUGGGGAGAAUUAAUGACAUUCCUUACCUUGACUACGAGUCUGACCCAUUCUUUACUGCAUGAGCAGCUGGAUUUGAAUGUUCCUUGGGGUUUAGUAUAUAUACCCUUUGUCUUCAAAUGUGUUUUUUGUUUUGUUUUGGUUUUGGACAGCUUCUGGAAAGUGUCCAGAUUCCAGAACUUUCAUCUUUCAUGGGUGCUUGGUAAUUUUCUUACAUGAGUAUCUGGGUCUGUGACUCAGUCUUCCUUCCCCCACUACAUUCCUGUCUUCGACCAGUGAAUAUACUUGGACUUUACAUGGGAAGAUGAAGGGGGCUGAAUUCCAUGCUGGAUUUGUUGUCAUUGGGGAUUGUUGCUGGAGUCACAAGCUUCAAGGCUUUAAAAGACUGGUUGCUGGAUUGGCCAAAUGCCCCUUUCUAUGUGAACAGUCGCCAGAUAGUGUGUGAGGUUAGCUGAGGGCUGCAGUUUUUGGUGUAGGCCACGUUGAUAAAAAUGUUAUGGAUGGAGUUCCCUGGUUAGAUGGAGUGUCUGGAAUGUUAGAUGAUAUUUGGGAGCCUUGAUUUAUAGUCCUGGUACCUAUUUGCUGCCCUGGGACCUAUUUGAUGAUAGGACUUGGGUAUGAAGGUUUGAAUUUGUAAGGCAGAGCUUCCAGAAUUAAGGCCGUCAGCUGGGGACUGGUGAGAAACCCUUUCUUCCACUUUCCCUUUUACUCCCCUGUCACCUGAAUGGAAAAUUGAAGAGGGGGAGCAGAGGAGAGACUGAAAAGGUAUUGUGGUUUCUGUCUAGAAGAUGGGUAUGUGGGAAGUGCUGGGUGAGACGAUGUUAGAUCCUUGGAAUA